AUGGACAGUGAUUGCGAACACAGCAGCAGCAUCGCACACAGCAGCGCAUCGCACACAGCAGCGCAUCGCACACAGCAGCGCAUCGCACACAGCACCGGCCCUCCUUCCUCCUCCCUCCCCCUCGCCCUCCGUCCCCUACCUCCCAGCUUCUACCUGUCAACGGUGAUAGCGAACGCGGCAGCAGCAGCGGACGACGGGAGGCCACCAGGCCCUUGCAAGCGGACCUCUCGUUCCUCCCUGGCGGCGCGCUCUCCUUGGUCCCCAUCGCCUGCCACUGCCACGCCCGCCCCUGCCGCCUCUCGCCGCACUCCCUGCUGCUCGUGCGCUCCGCAGCCUUGCUCUUAUGAUUGUGUGCGCACUGAACAAUGUUACUCUGCAUUGCAUGCUCUUCUGCCCCGUCCCUCUCUUCUCACCCCCUUAUUCUUACCCCUCCUCUCCUCGCCCCCCUCCUUCUCACUCCCGCCCACCCCUUCCCCCUUCCCCUCUCCCCCUGGCAGCAUCACUGCUAGGGAUGAGCGCGUGUGGGCCGCACCCUUCCCCUCCCCCCUUCCCCUCUUCCCAGCCCAGCCGUGCGUUGCUGCUGCCGGCACCUUUUCCUUCAGCACUGCCCGCUCUGCCCUCACGCCCUCAUCUCAUGCAUUACUGCUAGACAUCAGAUGA
Molecule: messenger RNA, 660 nt
Organism: Closterium sp. Yama58-4
Lineage: Eukaryota; Viridiplantae; Streptophyta; Zygnematophyceae; Desmidiales; Closteriaceae
Source: the annotation of a GenBank genome assembly